This is a messenger RNA of Closterium sp. Naga37s-1, 2520 nucleotides long. Lineage: Eukaryota; Viridiplantae; Streptophyta; Zygnematophyceae; Desmidiales; Closteriaceae. The record is from the annotation of a GenBank genome assembly.
AUGUAUCGCGACGUCGUGCAUCGCCGCUGGGCGCGCGCGUUUCUCUUCCACCUGCUCUCCAUCGGCCCCUUCCUCUUCCUCUGGGCCGCGCCGCUCGUCCUCCGCGCGGGCCUCCUCCCCACGUUCCUCUCCUUCUUCUCGCUGCGCCUCUACCUCGCUUUCGCGAUUUUCGAUCUUUCGCAACUUCUUUUCGUUCUAGCUCGCCACGCCAUCGUCGUCGCAGAUGCCCCUCCCCUCCCCUCCACUGCCUCCCUCCUCGCUUCCGCCGCGAAUCUCGCCGGAUUUUCCGGCACAUCGGAUCCACGCCCGUUCGUGCACCAAGACCAACAGAUUCGCGCAGUGCACGGCGGGUUUCGCGGGCCCGCCAGCCAAUGGGAGGCGGAAGCGGCUAGGGCGACGCUGGCGGGCCGCGCCAAGUUCGCUUCACUCUGCGCCGCGGCGGGCGCCGCAGGGGCGAUCGCGCUCUCGCUCUUCCGCGCACAGCUUCUGGGCGGCGCGGUGGAGAUCGAAUCCAACGGCGCGUGGCGGCCAGACGGUUGGGCCGUGGCGGGCGAGGCGGGAUUCGGCGGCGCGGUGGGGGUGCUGUUCGCGGCGUACCACGUGGUGCGGCGCGACUACCUCCUCGCGUUCCCCGUGCUGCAGCGCGCCCCGUUCUACCGAUUCAAGACGACCCUCCCGCGCUGCGCCACAUCAGCAGCCACAUUCGGGUGCAUCACCGCCCUCCUCUACUCCCUCCUGCUCCGCCCGCUGCUGCUGCCCCUCCUCGCCACCGCCACCACCACCGCCACCGGCAUCCCGCUCCCCUUCCUCACCGCCCUGCCUCUGUCCAUCCGCGCGCUGCUGCUCUCUCUGCUCGCCCGCCUGCACGCCGUGGCGUUCCUCGCCUUCGCCUGGGAGGCCGCUGCAGCCGCCACGAACAUCUUCCUCACCCACCGCCACCUCUUCCUCUCCCCGCCCUCCUCCCCCUCCUCUCCCCUCGCCCCCCUCCUCCUCGCCCUCUCCCCCUCCCCGGCCCCCGCCCCUCCUCCGUCCCCAUCCCCCCUGCCCCUCCUCGCACUGCCCGCGCCCCCCGCCCUGCCCCGCCUCGUGCUCCACUGGGCGCUGCUCGACCUCUCGCUGCUCGCCGAAUCAGAGGCUGACACGUGGCGCCGCGCGGCGCUGUAUGAGUCGCAGGAGGCGUACAGCGCGGUGGUGGCGGCGUGCAUCCGCCCCGUCGAUGGCAUGACGCUCAGGGUGGCUGCUGCCGCUGGUUACCCCACCGUUACAGGUGUGCUGCAGCAGCAGCAGCAGCAGCAGCAGCAGCAGCAGCAGUACUCAUUGCAGUCACCCACGGCUGCAGUCACUGCAGCCGGGUUUGUCUCUGCUGAAGGGAUGAGAUGGCGGCAGGGGAAGAGCGGAGGGGAGGGGAUGGAGGGGCAGGCGCUGCAAGCGGGAGGGGUUGGGGGAAACGGCGCAUAUGGGGGGUUCGGGGGUCAGGGCUGGAAUGGAGGAGCGGGCUCAGAUCGUGAGAGGGCAGCAGGUGAGAGGGCGGCAGGUGAGAGGGCGGCAGGUGGGAGGGCGGCAGGUGAGAGGGCGGCAGGUGGGAGGGCGGCAGGUGGGAGGGCGGCAGGUGGGAGGGCGGCAGGUGGGAGGGCGGCAGGUGGGAGGGCGGCAGGUGGGAGGGCGGCAGGUGGGAGGGCGGCAGGUGAGAGGGCGGCAGGUGGGGCAGGUGGGCUGGUGGCAGGUGGGGUGGUGGCAGGUGGGCUGGUGGCAGGUGGGGUGGUGGCAGGUGGGCUGGUGGCAGGUGGGGUGGUGGCAGGUGGGGUGGUGGUAGGUGGGGUGGUGGCAGGUGGGGUGGUGGCAGGUGGGGUGCUGUGCGCCAUGAGCAUGCGGGCGCUGGCAGCGCUGACAGCAGCGUCGCGGGGGGAGGACCGCAUGGGCGUGGCGCAGAUGGCGGGCGCCAACGCUGCUGCGCUCUCCUCACUGCUGUCCGCGCUGCUCGCCCUCGAUCACCUCCUCCUCUCCCCUUCCCACCGCCACCCCGCCACCCCCGCCACCUUCUCUGGCUUCGGGGAAGCUUCCUCGCAAGCGACUCCUCCGGGUGCCUCUCAACCUGCCCACUUCCACCAGACUUCGGCUCUAGCUUCGGGAAGUGGGGGAUUGUUUGGCACACCAACCCUCGGUCUUAGGUAUGGAGGUGCUGAAGCAGGUGGCUCGGCCGUACCAGGCGUGGGAGCAGGGGGUGGGGCGGGGGGGAGAGCGGUGUACGGAGAGGGGGUGGUGGGGCCGGUGUGGGGCGAGGCAUGGGCCAUGGCAGAUGUGGUGCGCACCGCUCUGUACCGCAUUGCAGAGACGUUUGGGGAGGAGAUGGUGGAGAAGGGGGGUGGAGGGAUGGGAGGAGGGAGGGGGGGAAGAGGAGGCAGUGGGGCAGGGGCGUGGAGGGUGGAUGAGGCGUGGUUGCCUGCUGACAUGCAGCCGCUGUUUGGGUCGAGAGACGCUCAUGCAGCCAAGGUGCUGUCGCUGCUGGCACACACUGAGUAG